Cotesia congregata is the source of this 1284-nucleotide messenger RNA. The record is from the annotation of a GenBank genome assembly. Lineage: Eukaryota; Metazoa; Arthropoda; Insecta; Hymenoptera; Braconidae.
AUGGAAAACUUAAAAUUCAAAGUUUUUGAUUUCUUACACAAACAGCCUCAGUCACAAAUUCCAUCUAUGGGUUUGCAUCCGGAUCUCUUAAAUCCACUUGAAUCUAAUCAACCCGUUAAUGAGGAGCUUGAUUUUCUUAAAAAUCUAGGCAAUGAAGUUAUUUCGGAUGAUAAAAUACUUGAAUCUAUCGAAUCAGUUUAUUUUCAAAUUGAUGACUCAUUUGAUCCGUGUAGACAUGAACUUAAUAAAAUUUUGUAUCGUCCUAAUUGCAAGCAAAUUGAAAAAUUCAAUCAACAAUUCAAUCAACAACAAUAUGUGGUUUCUAAAAAAGUACUUCAACUAAUCUUACAAAAACAAAGUACAUGUAAUCAACAAUUUCAUGAAGUCUUAAGUAUACAUAAUGAAUUGCACAAUCUUAUUACAACAUGUAAAGUGGGCAGAUUAAGUCUUCAUUCGGCUACAAUAAAAUUUACGAUAGCAAGUCUUGGCAUCCUCGCUAAUUACAAACGACGUCAAACCAUUGAGAAACUUAUGUAUAGCUUCAACUCGAUAAAAACUUUGCGACGUACAGAAGAUCUUCUGCAAGAUUUAUUACAUGAUGGGAAUUUCCCAGGAGCAAUAUCUCUUUUACUUGAUUGUCGGAGUGUAGCAGAAACAUAUAAACAUUUUUACUGUAUUGCAGCCUUAAACAAAAAGCUGCAGGAUACACUAGAACAAGUUGAAGAGACUUUAGAUUCUAAUUUAACCAAAAUUUGCGAACAUUUUGAUGAACAGAUAUAUUCAUCAAUUCAAGAAGCAUAUCAGUUGUUAGGCAAAACUCAAAUGGCUAUAGAUCAGUUGCAUAUGCAUUAUACAGUUACGAUUCAUAAUACUGCUUUUGAUAUUGUUUAUUCUUAUGUAGGUGGCAAUGUAAAGAGACAAUUUAAACAAAUAUGUGAAUCGAUAUCAAAUGAAAAUUUUAUUAUCUGCUUAAUUGAUUUGAGUAAAACUUUAUGGAAAAUAAUUCAUUCAUAUUAUCAAGUACUCAAUUGGCAUGGAGCUUGUGGCAAAUACAUCGUAGAACAAGACGAAAAAUCGAAUAAAAACGUUUACAACAAACAAUAUGUACAACAGAAAUUAGAAACAGGUAUCGUGAAAAUAUGGCACGAUAUUGAGAUCAAAAUUUCAACAUAUUUAAUGAGUACUAACGUCACUUGCUUUAAAUUCGAACAAUUUGUUCGAAUUUUAAGUAUCAUUAACAGGUAAAUCAAUUUUUCAUAAUCCUAAAAUAUUAAUACGAAGUUU